Molecule: messenger RNA, 764 nt
Organism: Xiphophorus couchianus (Monterrey platyfish)
Lineage: Eukaryota; Metazoa; Chordata; Actinopteri; Cyprinodontiformes; Poeciliidae
Product: fibroblast growth factor 1
Exons: 3
Coding region: 229-732 (167 amino acids)
Molecular function (GO): growth factor activity
Source: RefSeq, a predicted model, not a curated record
CCGCCACUCUUCGCCAUAGCAACAAGUGUUUAUUCUUGUUUGGUUUUGUUUGGCAUUUGGAAAUUAUUCUCAAACUGAUGUUUGGUCUGAGAACCUGCUUAGCCUCGCCCGAAUCUAGUUUGGAUCCUUAUACUUACCACAACAAAAGUAGGGGAGAAAAAGAGAAGAGGAGGUUCUGAUUUUCGGCAGGAGAGAAAGGAGAGCAUUUCCAGCACUCACACAGCAGACAUGGGGGGCCUCUCUUCUUGUUUCCGGAGCGCUCCUCCACGUCCCGAGCAGAGUGGUGGGGAGCAUAUUGCUCAACCUCCGUCUUUACAACAGACCCAGGAUCUUAGCUUCCUUCCGGAGAGACGCUCGAGAGUCAAGCUCUACUGUCAGACUGGAGGAUAUCACCUGAAGAUUGCUGAAGAUGGAACAGUGUCUGGUGUGAGGGAAGAAGAUGAUCCCUAUGUAAUCAUGAAGCUGAAGUCGGUGGGUGUAGGACUUAUUGUCAUCCAGGGGGUGCAGUCAUUAAAGUACCUGGCUAUGAACCAGAAAGGAGACCUCUUCGGAAAAGAUAGCCCGACUGAUGACUGUAACUUCUUGGAACAUAUUGAACCAAACGGCUACACCACACUUCGCCACGAGGAAUACUCCUGGUAUGUUGGUAUGAAGGCGAAUGGCACACCUAUGAAGGGAACAGAAACCCACCAGGGCAUGAAGAACAUUUUAUUCCUGCCGAGACCAGCCUAAGCUUAAAUGAAUAAAAACCCUGGAAAACCGCA